Molecule: messenger RNA, 5682 nt
Organism: Harpegnathos saltator (Jerdon's jumping ant)
Lineage: Eukaryota; Metazoa; Arthropoda; Insecta; Hymenoptera; Formicidae
Product: circadian locomoter output cycles protein kaput
Exons: 14
Coding region: 1115-4051 (978 amino acids)
Biological process (GO): regulation of DNA-templated transcription
Cellular component (GO): nucleus; cytoplasm; transcription regulator complex
Molecular function (GO): DNA-binding transcription factor activity; protein dimerization activity
Source: RefSeq, a predicted model, not a curated record
AGGUUGCGUCUCGUUCGUAUCACUCUCUCUUUUUCGUCGUGUGCAAUCUGUGUAUCCCCCCACCUCGCGACUGCGGAUCUGAGACGCGAUGUCAAGCGAUGUGAAGCCGGUGUUAACUUCCGGCGGGGAAUUCGCGGCAAGCACCGCGCGCGUAAACAAGUGCACGGCCGGGAAAUCGAGGAAGAACUGUCAUCGAGAGUUCACGAUCGAUUGAGAUCGCUCGCACGUGGCAGCAUUCGCGCGCGCGCGCGCGCGCGAGCGAGCCGAAACGUACAUCUGCGCUUUCGCUUCUCGAUUUCUCGACAACACACCUGAAUAACAUAGCGCGUGGCGCGCUACAUCACUUGUGAGGAGGUUACGGGCGCGCGCGCGCGCGCGGCGCCCGUAGGGAAUAGCAUUUAUACACCGAGUCGAUGUUUGUCGACGUAUGGCAGCUAGAGGAAGUGACAUAUCGUCCCGUUGACUACGACAACGUGAAAGUGUCACGCUGCUGCUCCCGCGGGAGCAACGGAACGAGCACGGUAUUACGCUUCAUUGACCGGCCCAGCAGCGAGCUCGACGAACUUACGCGGCACAUUUACCGGACAGAGGUGACUCUAUUAUCGCCGCGCCAAGAAGCGAUUGUGCGGUCCCGAUAAACCGUCGGGGAUCCGUCUAAUUUUAAUUCAAGCCGACGCAAACAAACUGUCGCGAUAACGCGCUGAGGAACCAAAUCGAAUCAUCGGCUAUGUGCCGUUGACAACGGCGUUGGCGACAACGACGACGACGACGCAUUUCCAGACGACGCUGCGUUCUCCAAUAUGGCGCACGACGCCGGGAUACCUGCUGCAAACCGUGAUGUGCGCGCGAAAUGUUUAUCGAUGCAACCAAGUGAGAACACUAAAUAAAAGAUAAACGCAGAUAAGUGACACAUAUUUCUUUCUUUUUCUCUGGGCGUAAUGACUUUUAUGGCGCACGUGGCGUGAAAGCCGUCCGAAAGUAAUAUCCGAGAGAGAAUCGUAAGAGUGCAUUUAAAGGAGAGGCAAGCGCAUUUCGGAAUUAUGGCCGAGGGAAGUGGCCGACGACGCUCCGGUCGAAUGGACAAUUGAGAGGACAAUUCCUCCGAAGCGGACGCAUGUAUCUCGAUAAGUGCAUCUCGGAAUACAACAUGUGGCAGCAUCAGCAGCAGCAGCAGCAGCAGCAGCAGCAGCAGCAGCAGCAGCAGCAGCAAGCGUACAUGCGAGGUUUGCACACCCAGCCGAACCAACAGCAAGCUCUCCAUCCGGGGAUUAUCGGCACCGAUGACCGCACGGCACAUCAUCAGCAGCAUCAUCCUCACCAUCAGCACCAUCGCGCCACCACCAUCAUGCCGGUACCAAGCAAUCCGCGAGCAUCGCGGAACAUGGCAGAAAAACAACGGCGUGACAAUCUCAACACGAACAUUUCGACGAUGGCGGCCCUGUUACCGAUCGUCGCUGGAAGUUCGAGGAGAAUGGACAAGAUAUCCAUCCUGAGGUUAGCCGCCGCCUUCCUGAGGACGCAGUAUACACUCGGACGUGGCUCGACGAACUUCCUUCCUCGGCAAUUCAACGAGUUCGACUUGGAACGAUAUUUCGUCGACCAACUGAUUGGCAACGGAGGGUUCUUCCUGGUGGUCACCGCGACGGGGAAGAUCGUCUACGUGAGCCGACAAGUGGAACAGCACCUCGGUCAUGCUCAGAAUGAGUUGCUGGGUCAGUCCCUGUACAAUUUCAUCCAUCCCGAGGAUCACGACGAGCUCACGCGGAACAUCAGGCCUGACGAGAUGCAGCUGACGACGGUGCCGUCGCCGACUGGUGUCGCGCAGCAGGUGUCCGAUUCGACGAGUGAGAACAGCUCCAGCUCGUCGGAGGACUCGAGUAGCCAGAGGACGGACAGGAUCAAGUUCUUCCGGGAGCAGAGGCGGAACUUCAAGAUCCGCAUGUCGCAGCGCACCGUUUCCAGACGCGAGAACACUCAGUACGAGUGCCUCGACAUUUCGGGGAUCCUCCGGCUCGCGGAGGCUCGUCGAAACGCGGAAUCUAACGGGAACAAGGGGAGACACCGAGAGAUGGCGAGUACCAGCAACGACAUCGUGUUCGCCAGCAUAGCGAGCCUGCCGAAGAAACGAUCCAUCACCGAAUUGUCGAUAAUCGACGCCAAUAAAGACGAGUAUGUGACGCGGCAUCUGAUCGACGGGCGUAUCAUCUACUGCGACCACAGGGUGUCCGUCGUCGCCGGCUACUUAUCGGAGGAGGUGUCGGGCCUGAGUGCGUUCGCCUUCAUGCACAAGGAUGACUAUAAAUGGACGAUGAUUGGCCUACAGCAAAUGUACGUCCAAGCCGUGACCUGCGGUACAUCUUGCUACAGAUUACUCGCCAAAACCGGCGAAUUUAUCUACUUGCGGACGCACGGUUAUCUCGAGUACGACAAGGACACGCAGACGUUCGAGUCCUUUGUCUGCAUCAACACGUUAAUAUCGGAAGAGGAAGGCAUCGAACUGAUCAAGGAGAUGAAACAAAGAUUCUCCGCGGUCGUGGAAGCCGGCACCAGCAAAUUCAUGAUUCAGGACACCGACAACUCCUCGCAGCCGAAGUUGGACACCAUGUCCUGCAAACCGGCGAAAUGCAACCUCGAGGAACCAGCGCGACUCGAAGACGCCAUCACCCAGCUGGUCAGCGACCUACCCUCGUCGCCGGUUGUGUCGGAGGAGCGUUUCUCACCGGCGCCGAUGCCGAACACCCAGUUCGUCAAGGCCGCCAUCAUAUCCUCUCGUUUGCCACCCGCCGCCACGCAGGCCAACAAGAUCGGCAUCAACAAGAUCGAGCACUACGUCGCUCUGCAAGGCAAGGGCAAGCAGAGCCCGAGCAUAAAGAAAGAGACCAAUGAUAGGCACUCCUGUGACGGAAAAUACAUGAGUUCCAGCGACGGGGAGCAGAUGUCGGACUCGGAGAGCGCGAAGCCGUCGUCCGGCAAGCCUCUAUCGAUGUACGAGACGAUCAAUUCCAUGUCCAACAACCACACCAACGUCCAAAGCGACGAUAUCACGCAUUCGAACAUUCACGCUGUUUGCGAGGCUGGUGCGAAUUCCCGCAACGUCGCUCCCUGCAGUCAUUUACCGGGCAUGAACGUGCCCCAGAGCGCGAACGUUCUGAGCGCGCAGAAGAGGGUCAAGCAAACCCAGCACCAGCAACAGCAACAACAGCAGCAGUCGACGUGCAACAUCAAAGUCGAGCGCGGCGUUGAAGGGUACGAUUACCUAGACAACAGGGAGCUGCAAUACUAUAACGACGCCGCCACAAACGACCGUCCCGUCGUCUCGCCCACGACCGAGUCGCACAAUCGGUGCACGUUGAAGAGGAUAUGCAGCGACGAGGACCUCGCCGCGAUGCGCAACAAGAAGAGGCCCAACGAGACAUACAUGUCGACGAACGACAACGACAUGCAACAGAGUGUCUCCUACAUGGACUGCCGGACGACCUUCAUGGCCGAGAACAGCUAUCCGGUGCUCGCCGAGUUCAACCGCUACAACGACGUCAACUCGCAGCCGCUGAUGACGGUGGAGUCGCCCACCUCGAGUUUGCAAGAAAUCGGGGUCGAGUAUCAGCAGCUGAUCGGCGACCAUCCCGCCGCGCCGCUGAUUAUAACGAACCUCGAGGAGGAGCAGUUUAAUGAUCUGCAGGAUCGGAAGGACGACACGCUGCUAAAUCCAGAGCUGGACGCGAAUUCAGAAAUCAUGAAAAUAUUCGAUAUUGGGCCUGUACCAGACUUUAAAAAUGGUUUCAACGAUAGGAAAAUGCACCAACCAACACCUGACGAUCAAACGAUUAACGAUAAGAUAAGACGGACACAUCAGCAAAUAGCAAAGAGUAUGACGCUACGACAGUCACAGCUCAACGUGUUAGCACGCGAUUUGGAGAACCCGGCCUUUCGCGUUCAAAGAGAGAACUUGUCACACCUGCAGACUGAACACAAUAUACAGAAGCAGAUGCUGAAAAAUUUGCAACAAGAGCAUCAUAAUAUGCAGAUGAACGGCAAACACACGGGAAUGUGAGAGUUGGGGUAGUCGAUCAGUUGCUUCAAGCAAUCCAAUUUGAAGCCCCUUUUAAGAGAUCCAAAGCGAGCUUAAUAGGGUAUUCCCAGGAGUCGCGCUAAUCGUUAAGAAAUAAGCUUUAAAAAAAAUUAUCCUACUCUGCGAGGGAUCGCAUGUGAAGGACAAAGAUCGUCCCUUGAGGGACCGAAGAAGCAACAGUCAGCAUAGGUGCAAUUUUUGUGAUAUCUCUCAAUUCGUGCUCCUGACAUCGCGUCCUGGGAGGCUCCCUCGAUUUCGAAUUGUCGAUAUCGUAAAGAGAAAAAAGAAGUUCGGAACAAAUAUCCGGAUGACCGUCACCAUCGGUGCAGUAGACGAACGGAAAUUUGCGACACGGCGCAAUUCGCUGCGAAAGCGUUUGGUUCUUACGAAGAGAAGCACAGGAAGGACAUUGCCUAAGUAAGACCGUUAAUAAUUCAUCCACUACUACCCGCAUUUUUCCGUCGAUCAAACGUGGAGAGGAAGAAGCGAGCGACGUGAGACGUCGAGAAAAAUUAUUUGUGCAAAGUGGCCGAGCGAUUGACGUGCACGCAAAUGUUUUUCUUACGUUCUUAUUUCUUCCGCCCCCUCCAUCUCUCUCAACUUUGCACGAGCAAGGACUCUGUUGCACGUUGUCGCGCGAAAGGACUUUGCUCACCCAACGUGAUCGUGCGGAUGCUGGCGUUGGUGACCGGUCUUUUAUUAACAAUCGCCGCACAAGCCAAUGUUGUUAAACCGGUCGUAAUUCUCGCACAUGCGCGACAAUGGGUGUAGCGAUGUAUGUUUCUAUGUAGAUGCAAAAGUUUCGGCAGACAAAUAUAGAACGGGCUUAGGGUAAGGGCAUACAUAAAUCACUUAUCUUUUUAUAAUUAUAUACAUUGCAUAUACAUAUAUAUAUAUAUACAUACAUAUAUAUAGGUAUAUAUCUCAUAUUCUCUUUAUUAAUUUCCCAAGAACUUUUUACAUAAUUUUUUACGAUCGAACGCAGCAUCAUCCUUUCUUGCUGACAACUAGAAAACGUUUGCCGGACGAUUACGCGCAUCAGCGAAAAACCCGACUCGCGCCUAACGACAAUGGCUUCAUGAGUUUUUUCUGCGGCGAUUGAAUGUUACACAGUUGGCAGUUUUCAAAUUUUACGAUAGCGAACUCUUGUGUAUAUAGUGUAUCUUGGAUUUCGAUAAUCGUGUGGCACGCUCCUGUGCGACGCUCUUUCCUUACACUGAUUUUACACGCUCACCGUGCUUCCGGUCGAGCUUAAUCUACCUCUGCGAUUUGGGCAUGUAUCGGAUGGAUACGAAACCAGUCUCUACGUUCUUCUAUUGAUUAUAAUUAUCGAUUUCUUACGGUAUCGAGGUUUAACAAUACUCAGAAUGCUGUUCGUGAUCGUUGAUCGGCGAUUUUACGAUGAAAAAGACAAACUCGUAGUGGCGUAACUUGUCGCGCAUCUUGGAUAUAAUUUUUAUUGCGUACUUGCGUGAACAAAGAGACACGAAAAAUCUCUAAAUUUUAUUGUACAGGUGCAGUAGAACCUCUGAGACUAUUUUAACUUUGCAACGUACAAAAGAAUAUUAAGUGUAACGAUACAUAGGGUAAUUGUAAAUAAUAUAUUUAACAGA